AUGGGUCUCAAUACUCUCGCUCUUGCAGCAGCGCUGGCCGCCAGUGCCACAGCACAGUGGGGUCAUGGCGGUCACUUCGGUGCUCCUCCAGGCUACGGCGGACAAGGUUGGGGUGUACCAGGGGGCUACGGUAACUCGCCUGCGCCUGCGCCUGCUGGAAACCUCUCCAACUCCCAGACGUCCCUCACGCUUAUCUAUCAGAACAACUUCAAUGCUUCUGACGAUGCCAACCAUAUUGGCGCCAUUGUUUUGGAUUCCCAGACCUUGACGGCGGGCGCCACUGCUUGCCAGGCCAUUGGGGAGACUCUACUCACCCAGGGUGCUCUCCAGAAUCACAGCAGCGACUUUGUUCAUUCGCUGUCCUACCUCGAGUUCUCCGGCCAGGCUGCUCCGGGGCAGCAGUUCUUCAUCCAGAACGGUGUCGUGUCUGUGAACCAGGCUGCCAAGACCCUAGUCUACCCACCUAAGCCAUAUGGCAACACCAGGCUACCAAUUCUUUGCACACAGUCAAGCAACCAGAACGGUGCCAGCAAUGCCGUAGCUACAGCCACCAAUGAGCUGACGAUCGCCUCCAACGGCAACAACUACGUUGGUUUCAGGAACCAGAAGUCUUUCCGCUUUGUUGGCGUCCCCUACGCUAAUCAGCCUGCACGAUUCGAGUACUCGACUAUCUAUAACAAGACCGGCCAGACGAUCCAAGCUACCACCUACGGCUCAGAUUGUGCCCAGGCAUACGAUGCAGCAUCUGCUGAGAACUGCUUGUUCAUCAACAUUCAGACCCCAUACAUCCCCAAAGCUGGCUCCAACAAGGGUCUCAAGCCUGUGCUGUUCUCGAUCCACGGCGGUGGCUUCACUGGCGGUAACGGCGGUGCAAACAGUGGCCUCGAUUCGGGCAAUUUGGCUUCCCGCGAAGACAUCGUAGGUGUCGAAAUCAACUACCGUCUCUCCACUCUUGGCUUCCUCGCUAUUCCCGGCACCGACAUCAGGGGCAACUUCGGUAUUGGCGACCAGGUUGUUGCACUUGAGUGGGUCAAGAAGAACAUUGCAGCCUUCGGCGGUGAUCCAAACCACGUCACCAUCAUUGGCGAGUCUGCUGGCGCCGGAUCUGUUCGUGCCCUCCUUGGCUCGCCACCGGUCAUCUCUAACAACCUCAUCGUUGGUGGUGUUGCACAGUCCAACCUGGGCGGAGGUGUCGAUCUUGGUCUGACUGGCAACUACGGUACCACAUACUCCAGCUACCUGACGAUCAACCAGUCAUACGCACAGGCUGGUCAACAAAUCUUCCAGGAGGCGGGAUGCAAUCAGACCACGCUUGCCGACCAGAUCAAUUGCCUCAAGGCAGUUCCUGCAUUGACCCUUGUCAAUCUUGCAACGGUUGCGCGAUACGUUGUGCAGGACGGCACGAUUGUCAACACCGAGCAACUCGACGUUACCAACAAGAACGGUAGCACCGCUGACGUCAAUGUCAUCUUCGGUACGACCGAGAACGACGGUGCUUCUUUCUCCACGUACCCCAAGGUCACUGUCACUUCCGAGCAGCAAGGUCUUGAGCUAGGUCUUGGUAUAAGUGCUGCCUACGCCCAGCAAAUCAUCGACAGUGGCCUGUUCCCCUUCUAUGACACGGGCAACCUCACCCUCGAUUCCUUCAACGUGACUCAGCGUGUUGCCACUGACAACACCUUCCGUUGCAUCGACGAAGCUACCGUCUACGCCGGUGCCACCUCAGGAGCGUUCAAGAGCGCGUACUACUAUACCAUUACCCGCACUUACCAAGGCUACGACCCCAACAACCUCGGUUUGAGCGGUCUGUCCCGAGGCCCAGUUGAGCCAGGUUUCCCAUACGGUGACCCAGAUCUGCCAUACUUCCGCCUCCACGGCGCUGACCUUGGCUUCACCUACGGCCUGGACCCUCUGCGCGAUGCCGACGACCUCAAGGCCGUCCAGCUUAUUUCUGGAUACUACGCACAAUUUGCCAAGAACGGCAAUCCCAACCCCAACCCACAGUACCUCCAAGUCCGUGGCUAUACCAAUACCACUCAGGGUGUCCGCGAGUCAGGCCCAUGGCUGCCUGUCAACAGCAAGACCGGCCCGACCAAGAAGCUGGACUGGCCUUCUCCUACAGUGACAUUCCCUGACCUUGCUCAGUGUGCGUUCCUCAACUACUCCAUCAACUACUACUUAGAGGGAGGCAUCUAG
This is a messenger RNA of Recurvomyces mirabilis, 2196 nucleotides long. RefSeq lists its product as uncharacterized. The record is from RefSeq and is a predicted model, not a curated record. The coding region runs from base 1 to 2196 and encodes 731 amino acids. NCBI's taxonomy places the organism in Eukaryota, Fungi, Ascomycota, Dothideomycetes, Mycosphaerellales, Teratosphaeriaceae. Gene Ontology annotation, molecular function: serine hydrolase activity. The transcript is spliced from 3 exons.